Molecule: messenger RNA, 1358 nt
Organism: Pezoporus flaviventris
Lineage: Eukaryota; Metazoa; Chordata; Aves; Psittaciformes; Psittacidae
Product: secretory phospholipase A2 receptor-like
Exons: 3
Coding region: 508-1281 (257 amino acids)
Cellular component (GO): plasma membrane; signaling receptor complex
Molecular function (GO): signaling receptor activity
Source: RefSeq, a predicted model, not a curated record
CUUCUUCUCCUUUAGUUUGCUGAUAGCUGGUUUGCUUUUUGCAUGAAAAACUUGAUUUAGAGUAAGCCCUACUUAGCAACAACUGUUGUAUUAUCACCAAUAUUCUCUCACUAAAUCCAAGACUCAGCACUGUACCAGAUACUGGAAAGAAAAUUAACUUUAUCCCAGCCAAAACCAGGACAGCUUGUUUGAUUUUGUGUCUUUUAUAGUAAUCCAAGAAAAUGUACCAAGAAUACAAAAAAUGAAAAAGUGAAGUAGUUGUUCAGCCUUUGAAACAUAAACCUCUUAGCAGUACCUGAGAAUAGAGACAUAGAAAAUAAUAAUGAAGACACUCCAUUUCAUUAAUUGCUUCUCAUUUUUGGACUCAUAAUUUAUUGCUUUACUAUAGAAGUUUGCAAAAGUACUAUCUGAAAUUACAUUUCAUCUCCUAUAUUUUGUGAGCAGAACCCUUCAUCAUUGUUCAUUUACAAACUCGUCAGCCAAGACAAUCUUACAAACUGGUUGCUGAUGAAGCCAUUUGCUACUUUCAUAGGUUCAUUCUGGAUUUAUCCAGAACCCAAUGUCAAUAAAACAGUUACUUCACCAAAAAUUCGCAAACUUCAAAUGUUUUAUUCUGAGACUCAACACUUAUUCCCAUCUCUAGGCCAUUCUGGAGGAUGUGUGGCUAUACGAGGGCAGGAGCCCAUUGGUUACUGGGAGGUGAAAAGCUGUGAGAACUUCAAAGCAAUGUCAUUGUGCAAGCAAAAAAUCAACUCUUACGAAGAACCUGAACUUACUUUUCAAAAGCAUUUGAGUUCCUGCUAUUUUGGAUGGGAGUCGGAAGCUCAUCUGCUCAGCUGCUACAAGAUAUUUCACAAUGAAAAAGUUCUGAUGAGAAGAACAUGGGAUGAAGCAGAAGCGUUAUGCCAAGAUUUUGGAGCACAUCUUGCUAGUUUUAGCAAUAUCUAUGAAGAGAUAUUUUUAAACAAUUUAUUAUAUACAAUUUUUGAUAGGACAGAAGAAAGACAGUUCUGGAUUGGAUUUAAUAAGAGAAACCUGCUUUCUGGAGGGACAUGGCAGUGGUCUGACAGAACACCUGUAACUGUCUGCAUACUGUAUAUUUCAGAAACCGGUCAAGUCAUAUCUGAGCAUAAGUUCACAAAAAUAAGCCUUGUGAUCAAAUGUUGGCCAGGAAAACCGUUUGGCAUUCAUGCCCACAUAGUCCAAGUAAUUCUUACAAUAGGAUUAGCAGUACACAACUAUGAAAAUAGCAGCCUGUGCAAAAGGGCUGUGCAACUGUGAAAAGGAAUUUGGUAGGAUUAUGAAGUCCUGCAGAUACGUGCUUUCCUGCGAAGCACAUUGUGUUUAGGCUGAGACAU